This is a messenger RNA of Ruditapes philippinarum (Manila clam), 2941 nucleotides long. RefSeq lists its product as uncharacterized. Gene Ontology annotation, biological process: apoptotic process. The record is from RefSeq and is a predicted model, not a curated record. Bases 1 to 1269 code for a protein of 422 amino acids. Lineage: Eukaryota; Metazoa; Mollusca; Bivalvia; Venerida; Veneridae. The transcript is spliced from 11 exons.
AUGUUUUUACUUCAGAAGUUUGCUUUGAAAGUCAGUGACAUGGGGAAAACGAGAAAGUUUGCCGUGAUGGUUUAUAACUUACAGGAAUUGUCAUCAAAAUGUAAGAAGCUGUUUAACCUGGAAGAACUAGAUACCAAUAUACGCUUCUUAUUGGAGGACAACACAGAGAUUGCAGACAAUGAAUUCUUAGACACACUGGAAGGUGGGACGUUGAUAUAUUGUGCAAUGCCAGGGGAUACUCUUGAAGAGAAAUCUAAAGAUACUUCCCCAAGGAAAGCAGAGUCAACAGGUGUCGCCAAUGAAGAUGCUCGGGUUAUGAAGUUGAUUCAAGACUUAAGAAGAAAUAAAUCGGACAAGCCCUCGGUAGCUUCUCAUUCACAAAAAGACAGACACAUACUGGUUCAUGUUGGUUGGAUGGACUACUCUUUCAAGGAGUCGAGAUUUAAGCUAGUAAAGACAUCAAAGCAGAGACCGAAUUCAGGUCCUCAGACCAAAAAAUUUGAAACCACUGCAACCCUCGAAAAUGUGGAGGAGCAACUAAAAGGAAUUUAUUUCCCAUGUAGAAGAAGUGUGUAUGGCCAUGAAAGUAAAUUUAGGUUUUUUGUGGCAAACUACAAUGGGGAAAAAAUUGAGCCCUUUAUAACAGUUGGGGAAUACUUCAAAGAAAGAAGAACGGGCCAAAAAAGACUAUACCUCUUCUCUAGACUGAAGUCUCCACUGACUGUACAGGAUUUACAUAGCAGCUCAGACUCAGAUGAUUUUGAUUUACCAAGCAUUUCCUUCAAGAAGAGAACAACCACUGCCACAUCUACUGUUACUUCAGCGGAUGCUUUAGAUGGAGAUGGUGAAGCUGGAAGCACAAUAUCAACGUUAAAUGAGGAAGUCACACAAGAAGUUCAGGCAUCACAACCAAGUCACAACCAAGUUCAGUAUGUUGCUGAAACACCUUCGUUGAUCCAAGUCACACAGGAAGUGCAGGCACCAAGUCCGAUCCAAUAUGUUGAUGAAACACCUUCUCGCCAGUUGCAGGUUGGUUCUCAGUCUGAUGUGCUGUCUACAUUCGAACAAGCAGGAACCCCUACUGUGGCUUUAAGAUCCCGACUUUGCAUCGUCUGCUUCGAUCGAGAACCAACAUCAUACUAUUUUCCCUGUGGACACACCUCUUGUCUCCCAUGUGCUUUACACUUGUUUGAAAAUACCACUGCAAAGAAGUGCCCAACAUGCCGGCAGACAAUAAACUCCAUAAGAAACAUCUACAAUGACAUUUAAAGAAUUACUAUGUGCCAUUGACAGUUGUCUAAAAUUGUUAUAUUCUUUUUAUAUUUUUACUUCCACCUGAGCACAAAAUACUGACAGGGUGAGCUAUAUUGUGGGCCUGUGUCUGUCGUCUUUCCUGCAUAUGUGCAUUAGUCAACCAUCAACAAUUUCUUCAUUUGAUUACAUAUUGUCACGUCCAAUUUGAUAUCAGAUGGUAUUAGUUACAAUUUGUAACAGCACUUGUAGUUUCAAGAAGCAUCCUCAUGAUUAGUUUAGUUAUUUUAGAAAUACAAAAAAUGUGCUAUUUUUCUUAGUUUUUAAUUUUUACUAAACAAAUGAUUUUAUUGUUAGCUUUUAAAGAUUUAAAGUUACUGAAUAUUGUGUUCUUUUAUAAUUCAAUCAUGCUCAACCACCUGCACAAGACAUGUGCAAUGUUUUUUAUGUUUCAGAUUUUAUAGUUAUUCUGUAGUUGUGCUAUGUCUUAUUAAUUGUUUGCUUUGUAAUAGUUAAAAUGACUAUUGUGUAGUUAUUGUGUCACAAGAAACAGUUGUUAAAAUAUUGUAUUAUUUGGAUGUUUAUCGUUGCAUCAGACUUGAUUCUUCCAGUCAGCAAAAUUACAGACUUCGAAACAUCUUUAUCAUUUGAUAUACAUCUUUAAAACUCUAAAUUGUAAGGUGUUACUAACGCUUUAUGGUCAAAAUUAGUCUAAUUUUAUAUUUACACUUCCUUUUUCGAUAUUUAAUGCUUUUUUCUUGAUACUUGAUUAUGAAUUCAGCUCUGAAUGUCAUACAAUUUAAGAAAACUCUUAGAAAAGGGAAUAUAAAAAUUUAUUUACGCAAAUCUAUGGGGGUCAUAUGUUUUUCCUUAAAUGUAUAUAAUAAACCCUUAAUAAAAAUUUCUUCUCUGAAUUGGUAAAGGUUACAGGUUAUAGAUUGUUGGCAUGACCUCUACCAAGAUUGUUCAAAUAAUGGCCCUUGGGUCAAAAUUAAAAAUAAAUGAUAUAUUUGGUAUGUGAUAUCCAUAGGUCCUCUACCAAAGUUUUACAAAUGUAUAUUUAUUUAUCUUUUAAAAUGGGCUUUCUUUUUUAAAUUAUAGAUAAUUAAUUUCAAUCUUUUAGCUAUCAAACGACUGUGGUAUUAGACAAAACUAGUGUCAAUGGAUCAAUCAACAUUGUUAAAAUUUUGGCACUCAUUUAAUGUUAGUCCUCUACUUGAGUGUCCUCAAUUCCCAGAAAAAUAUUUAAAACAUUUAUUAAAACACAAGGAAGUGCAUUUAUCUAGUCAUCAGGUGAGUGCUUUGGGUGGGACCUAUGGCCCCCAUUGUUCAUACUUAAUUUUGGCUCAAAGCAUAUGACCUGUAUGAUGAAAGAACAAGUUGAAACUUUAUAGGAAGAUGUAACACAUAAUUUAGAGGUACAGUUUAGUUGAAGUUUUACUCAAUAUUUGUGUUUUUUGCUAUGUAAAUAGUCUAUCUUUGACAUAACUGUCAAAUUAAGCCACCAGCACAAAACAUGUGCUUUUGCUUUAGUUUGUAGCUUUCAGAAGUUGAAAUUUAUUUGUACUGUUAAGGAGACAGCUGUCUAUAAUUUAAACGGAUUACACCACUUGUUUUUAUUGUACCUAGGAAAGGUUUACAUGACAUGGUUUUUUUUUAUUUUUCCUCUUCUGUUUUCCUUAUUUUACCU